AUAGGUAAAUCGGCCGAGCGCUGAUAACGUUUUUUGCUAUAUCUAACGGGACGCCCGGCCGCCAUAGGUAUUUAUCGCCAUAACUCAGCCGGCUUGCAUUAAGUAAACAACAUUGGAAUAAUUAGGAUUAAAUUCAUAAGAAAGUGGUUAAGUUUACGUUCCUGGUUUAUUGUGCUGGUGUUUAUGGUGAAAUAAAGUGUUUAAGUGCUAAGAAGGUAAAUAUUAAGUACAAUUAAAGAUGUCAGAAGCCGUGAUGAAAGAGUUAAUUAAAAAAAGGGGUCAUAUUAAGUCGCGAUUAACUAAAUUUUCAGGUUAUAUACGCGAGUUAGCCGAAAAAGUGUUGUGUGCGGCUCAGGUGACGGAACUUCAACUUCGGAUUGCUAAAUUGGAAUGUGUUUACAACACGUAUGAUGAAAUUCAAACCAAGUUGGAGUACAUGGCAGAGGAUGACGAGGCCCAGUUAGACGAGAGGUCUGAGUUCGAGGAUUUAUACUACUCGUCAGUCGCGGCGGCUAAGGAAUUGGUAACCAUGCAUUCCAAGGUCGCGCCUAGCGAUGGGGGUUCCGACAACAAUACGCGGCGCCAUCCACAUGUAAAAUCGACCGUGCGGAUCUGUUGGAAACCAUGGCGAUGGACGGGCCCGGGCGCCGCGCGUCCUGGCCGCUCGCCGCUGGCGCCGGCGCUGCCUCCGCUGCGCACGCGCGCUCCGCUGUGCGACAAGUUAAGGAAAAGUGUUUCGUAGGACUAGAUGAACGUCAAACUAAUACUGUGAGUAGCCCACUUUUUUCAUAUGAAUGUCCGUUGUGUAAGCGUGGUCAUUGGCUAUUUGAGUGCCCCGACUUUCUCGCGUUAUCGAAUAAAGAACGCGCAGAUAAGGUUAAAGGGAUGAAAGUAUGUCUCAAUUGCUUGAAACCCGGUCAUAUAGCAAAGUAUUGUAGGCGUGGUCCGUGCAAAGAAUGCUCAUUACGUCACAACUCGCUUCUACAUAUAGAUAUGUUGCCGACGACGGCUCCCGUAGCAAUGCCAGUCAUAGAAGUGAG
This is a messenger RNA of Leguminivora glycinivorella, 1040 nucleotides long. RefSeq lists its product as uncharacterized. The record is from RefSeq and is a predicted model, not a curated record. The coding region runs from base 239 to 742 and encodes 167 amino acids. Lineage: Eukaryota; Metazoa; Arthropoda; Insecta; Lepidoptera; Tortricidae. The transcript has 2 exons.